ACCCUUCGUGCGUUUGGCACGCGCAGCGCUGCGUCUUUGACCCCCCUGGUACCGCUGACUGUCCCUGAGAACUGGUCCCUCUAUGGCCGGAAGGAAUUUGUUGCCGGUCGUAUUCUGUAAUGCAUGUGCAUACUGGCGUCGCGAUCUGCACCGUGACAAUCCAAGAACGUGCCGUCGGGACCCUCUCACGCGGCCAGGAACUGAGCUUGUGUCGAUACGGGCACAUCCUUUAACAUCUCUCAUUCCUCCCUUUGCGCCCCUCUUCACUCGUUCACUUCUUUCUCUUCAAUGCAAUGGACGCUUUCCCUGGGCAAGACAAAUAUCUGCGGGCUGUGCCCAUUGCUCUGACCGUAAUUGCAACGGUUCUCGUCGCAGCCCGCAUGUUCACCGUAUGGCGACACAGAGGGUUUCUAGGCCUUGAAGAGGCAAUGGUCAUCUGCUCCAAUGCUGUCUUGAUUGGUUUCUGCAUAAUUCUAAACCUAGCUGCGCACUAUGGCUUUGGCCAUCAUACUAAAGAUAUUCCGAAGAUGGGUGGGGACCUUCACGUUGCGUUAAAGUACUAUUACCUCUCACAGCUCUUCUACAAAGUGAACAUCACAUUCAACAAGCUAGCUUUCUUGCUACUCUAUCUCAGAGUGUUCUCGAUUCCGUUGUUCCGCAAGAUAUGUCGGGCGACACUGGCCGUUAUUUUACUGGGCAGCUUUGCUUUCGUCAUUGCGACGAUCUUCCAAUGCACGCCGAUCCGCAAGUCAUGGAACAAGACAAAUGUACCAGGCCAUUGCGUAAACAACAGCUGGUUUCGAUGGACUUGGGCCGCCUUUAAUCUUCUGAGCGACAUAUUCGUCUUCACUCUUCCGCUGCCUGUGAUUGGACGUCUACAAAUGACGCUGGCCAAGAAAGUCGGCUUGAUGAUUCUAUUCACGCUUGGUCUCUUCGUCUGCAUCACAACGGCCAUCCGCAUGAAGGCGCUCGUACAGUCCACGCACGCCGUCGAUGUACCGUGGGACUCAUGUACAACGAACCUAUGGUCAUUCAUCGAGACCGCCGUGGGCCUAAUAUGCGCCUGCCUGAUCAGCCUCCGCAAAGCAGCGUCUGCGUGCUUCCCAGGCCUGCUCUCGUCUGUGGGCAAGAGCAAGAGCUCGCGCUACGGAUACGGAUACGGUAGCAAUUCGCGAAGAACGCCUGGAGCCGGUAGCCAGAGACUCUCCGAGUACGGGCUCGAAAACAUGGACUCGAGGCGAAACCACGACGGCAAGAUGUUGGGCCAGAGUAUCACAACAGUGGGGUUAGGCGCUCGAGAGGGACAUCACCACGAGCUCAGGAAAACCGAAAGCCAAGAUCACAUCCUGCGUGGCAUCACGGUGCAACGAGACGUGUCAGUUAGGAGCGAGCAGGCAAGCGAUGACAUGGGGUAUCCCCCGCUGCCAAAACAGUCGCAUGAAAAGGAAGAGGUUGUAGUCAAGGCGAAACAGGUCUCAUGACAGCCUUUCACACUGCAGGCAAUUAUGGGAUUAUGAACCGCUCACUUCACGGAGCUACUGGGUCAAAAGGCAGAGAUAGUGCGGCGCUCUAGGAGUAGGGGGUUCGGCGUAUUGUAGAUAGACUAGCUUCUCGAACCAUUGUGAUACCCAUCCAGCAUUCGAAUCGAAGUCGGUCAGAUCCGUUCUGUCCUCGGUGUUCUCCGGGCUUAAAGCAAACCGUUACAUUCUCCAUGUGCUCUGCCGCAAGAGCACCACCCAUGCUUGUGCACUCAUGCAU
Mytilinidion resinicola is the source of this 1758-nucleotide messenger RNA. RefSeq lists its product as uncharacterized. The record is from RefSeq and is a predicted model, not a curated record. Lineage: Eukaryota; Fungi; Ascomycota; Dothideomycetes; Mytilinidiales; Mytilinidiaceae. The transcript is spliced from 6 exons. Bases 294 to 1481 code for a protein of 395 amino acids.